Lepus europaeus (European hare) is the source of this 1249-nucleotide messenger RNA. RefSeq names its product LIM homeobox transcription factor 1 beta (gene LMX1B). Gene Ontology annotation, biological process: neuron differentiation; regulation of transcription by RNA polymerase II. NCBI's taxonomy places the organism in Eukaryota, Metazoa, Chordata, Mammalia, Lagomorpha, Leporidae. Gene Ontology annotation, cellular component: nucleus. The record is from RefSeq and is a predicted model, not a curated record. Gene Ontology annotation, molecular function: RNA polymerase II transcription regulatory region sequence-specific DNA binding; DNA-binding transcription factor activity, RNA polymerase II-specific. The transcript is spliced from 8 exons. Bases 2 to 1249 code for a protein of 415 amino acids.
CAUGGAUAUAGCAACAGGUCCCGAGUCGCUGGAGAGGUGCUUCCCUCGCGGGCAGACGGACUGCGCCAAGAUGCUUGACGGCAUCAAGAUGGAAGAACACGCGCUGCGCCCCGGACCUGCCACUCUGGGGGUGCUGCUGGGCUCGGACUGCCCGCAUCCCGCCGUGUGCGAGGGCUGCCAGCGGCCCAUCUCCGACCGCUUCCUGAUGAGAGUGAACGAGUCCUCCUGGCACGAGGAGUGUCUGCAGUGCGCGGCGUGUCAGCAAGCCCUCACCACCAGCUGCUACUUCCGGGAUCGGAAACUCUACUGCAAACAAGACUACCAACAGCUCUUCGCAGCCAAGUGCAGCGGCUGCAUGGAGAAGAUCGCGCCCACGGAGUUCGUGAUGCGGGCGCUGGAGUGCGUGUACCACCUGGGCUGCUUCUGCUGCUGCGUGUGCGAGCGGCAGCUGCGCAAGGGUGACGAGUUCGUGCUGAAGGAGGGGCAGCUGCUGUGCAAGGGCGACUACGAGAAGGAGAAGGACCUGCUCAGCUCCGUGAGCCCCGACGAGUCUGACUCCGUGAAGAGUGAGGACGAGGACGGGGACAUGAAGCCGGCCAAGGGGCAGGGCGGCCAGAGCAAGGGCAGCGGGGACGACGGCAAGGACCCGCGGAGGCCCAAGCGGCCGCGGACCAUCCUCACCACGCAGCAGCGGCGAGCCUUUAAGGCCUCCUUUGAGGUGUCCUCCAAGCCCUGUCGGAAGGUCCGAGAGACCCUGGCGGCUGAGACGGGCCUCAGCGUGCGUGUGGUGCAGGUGUGGUUUCAGAACCAAAGAGCUAAGAUGAAGAAGCUGGCGCGGCGGCACCAGCAGCAGCAGGAGCAGCAGAACUCCCAGCGGCUGGGCCAAGGUGAGCCUGCACCCCAGGGCCACAGACAGAGGGGCCGGGCUGUGCGUGGCCUGUCCCCAGAGGUCCUGUCCAGCCGCAUGGAAGGCAUGAUGGCCUCCUACACGCCCCUGGCCCCGCCGCAGCAGCAGAUCGUGGCCAUGGAGCAGAGCCCCUACGGCAGCAGCGACCCCUUCCAGCAGGGCCUCACGCCGCCCCAAAUGCCAGGGAGCGACUCCAUCUUCCAUGACAUCGACAGCGAUACCUCCUUAACCAGCCUCAGCGACUGCUUCCUGGGCUCCUCGGACGUGGGCUCCCUGCAGGCGCGCGUGGGGAACCCCAUCGACCGGCUCUACUCCAUGCAGAGUUCUUACUUCGCCUCCUGA